UAGGAAAAUUCUUAGAAAAUUAAUUGGAACAUUAUCCCACACAGGUACGUAUGCGUUUCUAGCGUCAACAGUCGUCUUCGUCGUGUAGUACUUAUUCUGCGAUUAAGCGACGUCCUUUCAAAGUCACAGCGCCGACUCCAUCUGUUGAUCGAGCGUCCAGCUCCGCUGUGUACAUAACAGUGAUGUGGCAGACCUCGUUGAACUAAGUUUAGUUACGGUAGUUAGUUAGUUAGUGGGAUGGGAACGGGUCACUAGUGUAGGAACGAGCGGAAAAGGAUGGCCGGCGAAACGGCGCACUCUUCACCCCCAGAUUCUAUUGAAGAGCUGGCUCGGUGCUCCAACUGCCACCGCGUCUUCGACGAGGCCGAGCACGAGCCCAAGCUUCUGCAGUGCCGACAUUACUUCUGUCUCACUUGCACCCGCCACGUCCUCGGCGCCGGGAGGGAGAUAUACUGUGUGCAUUGCUGGAAGCGAACCGUACCACCUGGAGGAUUGGUUGAUCAUUUGCCAACGCACGCUCCGGUAUUGGCAUUGGCUCUUAGACUUCAGAAUCAAGAAUCAGAUGCGCUGUCGGUUGAAGAGCAGGAUGUCUGCGCUCCGCAUGUGAUGCCAGCGCUCUGGUGUGCUACUUGCAAUGUGCUAGCCUGUCGUGCGUGUACUGAGCAUACCUCGCAUAUGCUCCGUCCAGCAGCGGAAGUCCGAGCGAUGCUACUCCGAGACGCAAGGGCAUUGCAUUCAGAGUUGACCCAGCUAGCGGACCGCCAGCGGAACUCGCUGCUUCGAGCUUUAGACGCCGCUACUGCCCUCAAAUUGACACUAGAAGGGGAAUUAGCAUCGCCAGUCGUCGAACCAGAGCCAUCAGCAAAUGUGGCAUUGCCGGUUAUUGCCGCUGAACGAGAUCGCUUGAAAGCGUUGUACGAUCGAACGCUGAUAAACUGUCGGCUGGAUGAUUUAGCGCGCUGCUCUCUAGCGCCAGUUAAUUUCGAUUUGCUGCGGAAUGCAUUAGCGGCGGUUGAGGUUCCAGGGCCGCCGGAAGCGGUCGAUCCAGUGCUUUUCUUAGCCAAUUACUGUAUGGCGCAGUUAUUCGCUCGCUCGUUGUCUGCAGCCGCGCCUCCGUCCCCUUCAACAAGACCUCACUUCUUCUUCGUGCUUGAAGUGGACGGAGCUCCUGCAGGCCGUGUGGUCAUCGCUUUACGAGACGACGCAGCGCCGCGUAUGUCCCGCAACUUCGCCGCUCUAGCUACCGGGGAGCUCGGUGUAGGCUAUCGCGGCUGCUGCGUUUUCCAAUGCUGGGAAGGCGAGAGCGUUAUAACUGGAGAUUUUGAACUAAACAACGGUCGCGGUGGACGCAGCGUUUACGCUGAAGGGUACUUCAUGCCGGACGACUCUCGGCUGCCGGCCGUGCGCGGUUCUGUUGGUAUGCGUCGAUCGCAGAAGCGGCACGAUAUGCUCGGAUUGGUCGGAUCGCAGUUUAGGAUUAUACUGCGUGAAAUGCGCGGUUUCUCCGCGAUUUUCGGGAAUGUUGUCGAAGGCCUGGAGAUUGUAGACCGGCUUAGUAGCACGGGUGAUCCGGCCGGCAAGCCUCACAGCUCCAUCGUCAUCUCCAACUGUGGCCGUCUCUAACUUCUACCUCUACUUUUCGCAGAUCAUCUACGGUCGGCGCUAUUUUUAUAGAAGUUUUGAAGUAUUUAGAGCUUGUUGUGGUUCGGUUGCUACCACUUAUAAAUACAUAUAUUUUGUUAUUGAUGUGACUGAGGCCCAGCCUCACGUAGCUAUAAUUAGUGCAAGUAUUAUAUUAAUGUCAAUGUAACGGCCCGCUUUAGGGUAAGAGAUAUAUAUUUACACGCGGCGCCGCUAAGGGUCUAAGACUGUGAUGUAAGCUUUACGGAAAGGAACGACUUGAUUGUUAUAUUUUAUUUUUAUUUAUCGGAGUUUAUCAGGGUACUUCCCAUUGAACUAUAAAGUCGUUUAGAAGUAGUGUUUAAAUUCUUAUUUCCAUCGAAUGGAGUGUUAAUGGGAGGUAGCCUUCGUAUCGUGCUGUGUCGUUUGCUUCGACCGCAUAGUAAUUCGCACUGUUAACUGAUAAUACAUAAUCCUUAUUGCAAAGACAUAAGGUUCAUCGAUGGUCAGUUAAAGAGUUUCGCUGUUAUAGUAAAACCAAACACAAGCUGCACGCGAAUAGGUACCUAGUGUCUUUCACACCUACCCACCGUCGUCCCUAGCCAUUGGACAAAGCCGAAAUGUACAUAUGCAUUAGGGUAUUUAGAACCAGUAUACAAAGUAUCAUAACAACCGGUGUAGCGGUUUCUAAGAAAUUAACAAAUUACCAUUUUUUAUUGGGAGCAGCCUGUAUGUGUUAGUACCAUUUUUUACUUGGAGCAGUCUGUAUGGAACCUUCUUCGACCUUUUUGAUUAUCUUUUUUAUUUAACACACUAAUAAAGCUUCUGACUUUUGAAAAAUGUCAUCAUUAUCAAAUAUUUCGCACAAAUCGUCAAAAACACUGCCAAAGAUUAACACUGUGAUUAACAGUGUCGAUUAUUGCAAAUAACUUUUGUUCGAAAAAAAUAUUUGUUUUAUCUUUAGUUCUAAUUAAAAAAAUAUUAACGUCAGAGCAUUCCUGAUAAGUAAACCUACGUGGGAUUUCAGGGUUUGUCCAAUGGCUACGGUCAAAAGGUUGUCCGUCACUUUCAAUCGCGCUGUGUUAAAAAGUGACGGUGAUUUUGUCACGUGGAUAAAGCUAUCUAUAACACGCCUGCUGAACCGCAUAGACAGACGUACAUCCACCUAUUUCAUUUAUCAAAUUCGAGGCUGGAUUUUUUUUCUAGCACCAUCUAUGAAUAAUAUCGCAUAGUAAUAAGUAAAUAAGUAUAAUAGUAUGUAGUCGCCGCGGAUGGCAGUCGUUGUUGUGUUGUUGUUACCAUCCACUUACUACGCUGUGGAUGUUUGCUCUGUCGAUAAAUCUUCAAGCAGC
Molecule: messenger RNA, 2972 nt
Organism: Cydia pomonella (codling moth)
Lineage: Eukaryota; Metazoa; Arthropoda; Insecta; Lepidoptera; Tortricidae
Exons: 2
Coding region: 277-1623 (448 amino acids)
Biological process (GO): protein peptidyl-prolyl isomerization
Molecular function (GO): peptidyl-prolyl cis-trans isomerase activity
Source: RefSeq, a predicted model, not a curated record